GAUGAACUAGCCUAUUUCACUAGCUGGAAAUUGACCAUGGCAAUGCUUGACGAUGAUGAGCUGAAGAGCGGCAUCAUGAUUCCAACACCUAUAAGUACCCCACCAUGAGACGCACCCCAAGCUUGAGAUGCGCACUGAGGAUCGGUAGCUGAGCCAGAAACCCAAAGCCAACAUGAAGCUUCUCGCCCUCCUCGUCACGCUCGGCAUCGGGGCCGUUGCCCACCCCCAACCCAAUGACGCCGCAAGCAUCCUCGAGUCUCGACAGACGUGCUCCGGCCCCAUUGAGAGCAACCCGUCGACCUGGUGGCGCGCCGCCAUCGACCAUAACGGCACGGCGCCCACGAGCUCUGACCCGACGUUCCAGUACUACCGCACGGCGGUUCAGUACGGCGCGGACAACACUGGCGUCAGGGACUCGUCCGACGCCUUCAAUUUCGCCAUCGAAGCAUGGACCCGGACGGGCAACACCGUGACGACCCGCCCGGCCUACGUCUACAUACCGCCGGGCCGGUAUCGCAUCAAAAAGCCGAUCCAGAUGCUCGUGACGACCUUUCUCGUCGGCGACGCACUCAACCCGCCCGUCCUCAUCGCCGACCCCGCGCUCGGCGGCCAGCCCGUCAUCAACGGCUACGACGCGCACCAGGGCGACGGGUCCGCGACCAAGAACUUCCUCAUGGCGGUACGCAACGUCGUCGUCGACACCACUGAGGUCGGCACGGGCGUGCCGGCCGUGGGCAUCGACUGGAGCGUCUCGCAGGGGUGCUCUCUGUCCAAUGUCAAGAUCCGCAUGCCUAAUUUCUCGAGCCAUGUCGGUAUCACGAUGAACCAGGGCGGCUCUGGGAUUCUGAUCAGUGAUAGUCAAUUCGAGGGCGGUGCCAUCGGCAUCCGGGUCAAUGGCCAGCAGUACCAGUUCAAGAACCUCUCCUUCAACGGCUGCAAUGUCGGCAUCUCGAUGGACAGCGUUUACGUUGCCGUCGUGCAGGGCGUCACGUUCGCCAACUGCAACUUCGGCAUUGACAUGGGCCGCAACAAGACGGGCGUCGUCUCGCUCGUGGAUUCGAGCGUCCGCGCCUGUAACGCCGGCGUCAACAACCUGGUGACGGGGUACGGCCAGAACUCGCUCGUCAUCGACAACUUCCAGGUCACCGACGCGACAGCCGUCAAGUCGGCGAGCGAUGGGUCGACCCUGAGGGCCGGCUCGGUCGCGGCGGGCCAGACGUGGGUCAUGGGCUACGUCAACUCGAACAACCUGCAGCGCGGCACGACAUAUCCAAUCGAGCGCCCGGCUGGGUUGUUAUCUGCGGGCAAAUACUUCACCGCCCCGCUACCUCAAUACGAGAAGUAUGCCCUGGAUCAGUUUGUUAGCUUGAAGGGCGACCCGCAGUAUCCUGUCUACGGAGACAACAACCGCGAUGACGGGCCGAACAUCAACGCCAUCCUGCAGAAGUACAAAGGUUGCAAGAUCAUCUUCGUGCCCCAGGGCAUUUACCUCACCAAGGAGACAAUCUACGUUCCUCCCGGCACGAGGCUUAUUGGCGAGACCCUCAGCAUCUUUAACGGUAUCGGAUCGCGAUGGUGGAACCCCGACGACCCUCAGCCCAUUCUCAAGGUCGGCAACCCCGGUGAGACGGGCGUUGCGCAGAUCACCGACAUCACUGUCGAGGUCGGCGACGUUCUCCAGGGCGCAACCCUCGUGCAGGUAAAUAUGGCGGGAUCCAAGCCCGGCGACGUUGGCAUCUGGAGCAGCGUCUUCCGCGUCGGCGGCACCAGGCACUCCAUCACCAACACCAAUUGUGUCGGCGGGAACCCGGCCGCCUGCAAGGCCGCCUUCGCGCUGAUGCACGUCACUUCGACUGCCUCUGCCUACUUGGAGAAUGUCUGGGGCUGGGUGGCUGACCACUCGCUCGACACCUUUGGCGGCGCGCAGAACAUUGCCGUCGGGCGUGGCGCGCUCAUCGAGAGCACCAAGCCCACGUGGCUGGUCGGAACCAGCUUCGAGCACUGCGUCUUGUAUCAAUACAAUCUCCACAACGCGCAGAACGUUUACAUCUCGUUGGAGCAGACAGAGAGCGCGUAUUGGCAGGGACAAGGUACUCCUCUAAGGGCGCCGAGCCCCUGGACGGUAAAACCGGCAUACGGCGACCCUGACUUCAGCAACUGUGCAGCUCAGGGGCAGGGCAACAGUGACCACUGCUUCCGGUCGUGGGGCCACUACAUGACGGGCAGUUCCAAGAUCGUGAUCCACGGGUCGGCUCUGUGGGCGUUCUUCAACGGAAUGAACGACAACCAGUGGCAUAACCCGCAAUGCGAAAACACGGGAGGCAUUUGCAUGACCAAUCAGGCGUUCGCCGACAGCGCCAAGUCCACGUAUUGGUUCGGCUUGAGCACGAAGAGUACGACGAUCCUUCUGUACGACAAGACGGGCGGCGCCGUGUGGGAGGUGUAUGCGAGGGAUAACCCGGGGUCGUGGGGCGGCGUCGUUGCCGCGUAUCUGAGGGACUCGGGCGCUUGAGGUGUAGUGGUCGCGGUUGGCUGUGCGGCGGCGUCCCAAAAGGGCCCGCAGUUGAGGACAGGCGCUCGUCCUGAACUUCAGACAGGGGUCGCAUGUUGCGGCACGACGACACAAACGAAAUGUAGGCGGUGCGAAUGUAGCAAUGUAGCGUAUACCGAUACCAGAACUUGGGGACCGAAGUGUAGUCGGACGAACUGACCGAACGAAACGUCGCACCAACUUGCGUCGAGGCCCCUUUGAUGGUUCCAGCAAGGGCCCCUUUGUCGAUGGUCUUGACUCUUAAGUCCUUUGUCACAAUGCAUGACCGCACUCGGACUCGUUCUCGUCAGUGCUAACCAACUCGGCCGAAGAGUUUCUGGGUCGGCCGCCCCCCGCUUUCAAUUAUUCAAACUUCCCUCGGCUGCUGUCAAUGAGGCAUGGGAUGAUUGUCGGGAUCUGGAUCAAUUACUUGCCAUCGGCAAGAGGCAGCAACCAAGAUCGUUGUACGCAGUCGUUUGAACCGCGUCAGCAUGAAAUCGAAACCGGAUGCAGAAUGCAAUUCGCUCAUGUGUGCUGGGUUGUCUGAAGCUUGUUUGUGUAAAUGGACCGCAAAGCCGGGAUUGUCUUGUCUUGUCUCGUCUUGUCUGAGGCGGUUUUCGGGCUUUUGACCAGCCUCGUGUCUUUCAUCGUGCCUCGGUCUCCG
Colletotrichum destructivum is the source of this 3194-nucleotide messenger RNA. RefSeq names its product Putative pectate lyase superfamily protein. The record is from RefSeq and is a predicted model, not a curated record. The transcript is spliced from 4 exons. NCBI's taxonomy places the organism in Eukaryota, Fungi, Ascomycota, Sordariomycetes, Glomerellales, Glomerellaceae. Bases 173 to 2512 code for a protein of 779 amino acids. Gene Ontology annotation, molecular function: polygalacturonase activity.